UAAGCUUAAUCCUCUAAUCACAAGCCAAAAAUCCUUCUUCCAAAAAAUUUAGGAACCUUAAAUAUGACAAUAUCUAUUCAAAAUUCAAGCCUUAACCAAAUUUUUUUACUUAGAACAAAGAAAAUUGAACAUAUAAAUUAUAUAUCUCAAUUCAAUGUAUGUCACUCGAAUCAUUCAAAAAAUCUAAAAUCGGUUUUUGGAUUGUACAAUCGAAUUCCUCCGAAUAUAGAUGUAAUAAAUGGGAAGAAGAUCAAUGGUACUAUUAGUGUUGGAGAGACAUCUUAUGUGGGAUUAAAGAAGAGUGAAAUGAUGAAUAAUGAAGGUGAUGCAUGUAUGUUAGGGAAGUUUGUGGAGGGUAGGUUUGUAUAUAGGCAAACUUUUAUUAUUAGAUCUUAUGAAAUUGGUCCAGAUAAAACUUCUACUAUGGAAACCCUAAUGAAUCUCUUACAGGAGACAGCAUUAAAUCAUGUGACAAGCUCAGGACUAGCUGGAAAUGGGUUUGGUGCAACACGAGAGAUGAGUCUUAGGAAACUCAUUUGGGUCGUAACCCGUGUACAUGUUGAAGUUAACAAAUAUAGUUCUUGGGGAGACUUAGUCGAAAUCGAUACUUGGGUAGAUGCAGCCGGAAAAAAUGGUAUGCGAAGAGAUUGGAUAAUACGUGACUAUAGUACUCAAAAAAUUAUAACACGAGCUACAAGUACAUGGGUGAUCAUGAACAGAGAAAGCAGGAAAUUAUCAAAAAUACCAGAAGAAGUGAGACAAGAAGUGCAACCCUUUUACUUAAAUAGAUAUGCAAUUGAAAAUGGUGAAGAUGAUCAUCUCCUCAGAAUCCAUAAACUCACUGAUCAAACGGCUGAUAUUAUUCAAUCAGGCUUGGUACCUAGAUGGAAUGAUAUGGAUGCAAAUUUGCACGUAAACAACGUUAAAUAUAUUGGCUGGAUCUUAGAGAGUGUGCCAUUGAAGGUGUUGCAAGACUAUGACAUGACAAGUAUGACACUAGAAUAUCGAAGAGAAUGUAGGCAAUCUAACAUACUUGAAUCAUUAACAAGCAUGGAAAACACUCCUAAUUGUAGUGUCCUUGCCAACUCUAAACAUAUUGAAAACACUCAUCUUUUGCGGAUGCAAGAUAAUAAACAAGAGAUUGUUCGUGCUAGAACUAAAUGGCUUCCUAAAUUAUGUUAGAAUUUUAUAAUUCAAUUUAAUUUUUAUUUAAAUUAUAUAUUUGGAUGUAGUUUUUUUUCUCUUUCAUUUUCAUUUUUAUUACUUUUGUACUUAGAUAAGGUUAUUCACAAUUUCAUUGAUGAAUUCA
Messenger RNA from Amaranthus tricolor (Joseph's coat), 1309 nucleotides. RefSeq names its product palmitoyl-acyl carrier protein thioesterase, chloroplastic-like. The transcript has 6 exons. NCBI's taxonomy places the organism in Eukaryota, Viridiplantae, Streptophyta, Magnoliopsida, Caryophyllales, Amaranthaceae. The record is from RefSeq and is a predicted model, not a curated record. The coding region runs from base 64 to 1182 and encodes 372 amino acids. Gene Ontology annotation, biological process: fatty acid biosynthetic process. Gene Ontology annotation, molecular function: fatty acyl-[ACP] hydrolase activity; acyl carrier activity.